This is a messenger RNA of Protomyces lactucae-debilis, 882 nucleotides long. RefSeq lists its product as uncharacterized. The coding region runs from base 1 to 882 and encodes 293 amino acids. NCBI's taxonomy places the organism in Eukaryota, Fungi, Ascomycota, Taphrinomycetes, Taphrinales, Protomycetaceae. The record is from RefSeq and is a predicted model, not a curated record. The transcript has a single exon.
AUGCAAGUGCUCAGCUUUGUCAACCUAAUCGUUUUCCUGCGGUUUGCCUCUGCCGUCGUGGUCACGCAACCUCCGCCACUCAAAUGUAAUGCCGACAACUGUCUUCGAGGCCUCUUUGGCGCAAAUGCUAAAGCAUCUGCCGCCAACAUGGCCGCUUGCUCGACUGGCUUGUCGACUGUGACAGUCUCCAUUUCUGGGUCAGUCACAACAACAAUGACUGCAACAGCACCUCCUCCUGCCGCAGCAACUGUCUGUGACGGUCAGGGUGUGGAGAAGCGUGCACAACGCUUCUCGAGUGCUUGCAGCUGUGUCGGUGUUAUUCCAGUCACAACGACUACCAGCGUUGCUGCAGCUCCAAGCUCGAGUCUGGAUCUGAUUGCACUUGGCCAGAUUGCCUCGGCAGAUACUAUCCAAUUAUGCGGUGGCUCGGUGUAUCUCGUGCAGAUCAAGCGCAAGUCGAUGGGAAAUUCGUACACGGUGCCACAAGCAGGCACCAUUAUUUCUGCAACAACUUAUGACGGAUAUGCAACAACAUUCGACGGACAUCAGGCUAGCCAAACUUUUCAAGUGUGGCGUCCAGCAGGCACAAACCAAUUUGAUCUUGUCGGAUCGAGCCAGCCGCUGGUCUUGACAGGUUCUGGCCAAGUUGCUUCAUUCGUCCUCGAUCAACCGAUCGCUGUGCUCGAAGGAGACCUUCUCGGCGCGUUCGCGUACGGCGGAGCGUGCCUACAGCGGUCAGAUGGAGAUCCUCACGACGAGCGUUACCUUAGCUCUUUCUAUUUGAAUGGAGCAGAGGCCCCUGUUGGUACGAGAAUCCAGACUACAACAUUCACAAACAAUAACCUGGUCAACGUUGCAGCUGUUCUGAAGACGAGUGCUUGA